AUGGCUGCUUUAGCCGUCCCACUAACAACCCGCAGUACAACAGGCAACAUUGCAGCGGAAUCAUACAAGCUUGCAACUCUACAUUUCGGUUCCGAAUUGACGCAAGAUAAGCGGAAGGUCGAGUUCGCCGAACGAUCAACGACUUUGCAGGGCUUGGAAGAUGUUGUGAAGACUGCCCGCGAUAAUUACGCGUCCUCUCGUAACAAAAAGGCUGCGAAAUGGCUAGAACGGUUUUCCAGCCGCAUAAUUCAUUAUGGAAACAUCUUCGACGUAUUAUCGCAGCACCACCCGGAGUAUGUAGCUCUGGCUUGGGGCGCGAUGAAAUUUCUUUUCGUGGCCUCUCUGAACCAUGAAGGUGUCAUUGCAACCAUAGCAAAAGGUCUUGCUCGUAUAGCAGACACUCUUCCUCGCAUUGAACUGGCGACAAUCUUAUACCCAACCCCAAGGAUGACACAUGCCGUAGAGGGACUGUAUGCACAUAUCAUUCGGUUUUUGAUCCGCGCCCAUGAUUGGUACCGGGAGGGUACUUUGCGACAUAUCAUUCAUUCUGUUACACGUCCUGCCGAGUUACGUUACCAUGACGUUCUGGAAAAUAUCGAAGCUGGCUCACGAAAUAUCGAGCAGCUAGCCAUCGCUGGGUCUCAAGUAGAGCUGCGACAGAUGCACACGAUCUUGAAGUUGAUGUCUGACCGUGUAGAGAGGUCUGAAAGCACAAUCGUUGAGAUGAGAUGCAUGAUGAUCAAUCACCAAGCUAUCAAUUCAUCAUCACUUGUAGACACGAACCAGAAAGUAUCAGAUCUACAAUUCUCGGAAAUGGUGCGCAUUGCAGCUGAGCUUUCAUCAUUCGAUCCACUUGAGAGCUAUAACCAAGCCGUUAUCGUACGUAAUCUGCGCCAACGAAAUCAACGGGUCAAUGUUUCAAGCGCCUUUUGGCAAUCUCCGACUUUGAAGAAAUUCGCAGAAUGUCCAAAGUCAUCGCUCAUGCUGAUCAAGGGUACCUUUCAAGAGCGAGGGGCAUUGCGCGACGCCGCCGUCAGAGUCACUGAAGAGUUGAAGAACUUGAACAUCACAACGAUCUGGGCUGUAAGGGCACAAAUUUCUGAUCGAGCCACCGAUACUCCAAACCCACUGGACAUUCUGAAGUCGCUCGUAGCUCAAGCGCUUACAAUAAGCGGCUCGGCGCACUCUCAGAAGUCGACAGCGCUAAGCUGCACACGACUUCGCACCGCUGCCACAGCAAAGGAGUGGCUUGAGAUACUUGGAGCUGCACUCGCAGAAGUAUGCCGGGAAAUAUACAUGGUGCUCGAGUUGGAUAUGCUAAUAUCGUCCUUGUCUGCGCCAUCAUCAGCUGAUGAGAUCAUCGCGCUUUUCAACAAUCUGUUGGAAAAAUUGACAAAUCGUGGAAAGAAAUCUAUUGUCAAAGUGUUGAUCGUUACAAGUAGGCCAUGGAAACCUCUGCCACAAGCAACCAAUGUUUUUGUGGAAACAAUGCUAACGGGGCGUUUCCCACGCGCGAAGCCGCCGUCGAAAGAUCGAAGAAAGCAAGUAGGUACUUCUUCAUAUAGAACAGUACUGAGAAUAAUGAGAAGAUAA
Molecule: messenger RNA, 1593 nt
Organism: Alternaria burnsii
Lineage: Eukaryota; Fungi; Ascomycota; Dothideomycetes; Pleosporales; Pleosporaceae
Exons: 3
Coding region: 1-1593 (530 amino acids)
Source: RefSeq, a predicted model, not a curated record